GUUGCACUCUCCCGCAACUCUCCUGGCCGUGAUCUCCGAGAGUUUAUCUUCCACCAGCAUGGCCUCCCCGGAUGUUGCCCCUCAUUUUGGGGCGGAGUUGAAGGAUGCCUUCAAGCCGGUCAACAAUUGGGUCUCCAAUGGCAUCGGAUGGCUGGACGAGAUACAACAGUUCUAUCGCGAACGCAGCGUCAUCGAGAAGGAGUACGCCUCCAAGCUGACGGCGCUAUGCAAGAAAUACAACGACCGCAAGGCCAAGAAGAUCAGCAACCUGAGCGUCGGAGACACCCCGAGCAUGACCCCAGGUUCGCUGGAGAGUGCGUCGCUGACGACGUGGACCACCCAAUUGAACGCCGUCGAGUCGCAUGCCGGCGAGCGCGACCAGUUCGGCAACGACCUGCUCGUCCAUGUCGCCGAGCCGCUCAAGCAGGCGGCCGCGCAGUACGAGGAACUCCGCAAGUGCCAUGUCGACUUCCACGCCAAGCUCGAGAAGGAGAGGGACUCCUCAUACAGUGAUCUGAAGAAGGCCAAGGGCAAGUACGAUGGGGCGUGCCAGGAGGUCGAGGCCCGCCGGAAGAAGAUGGAGAGCUCGUUCGACCACAGCAAGUCCAAGGCGCAGGCGGCAUACCAGCAGCAAAUAUUGGAGAUGAACAACGUCAAGAACACAUACCUCAUUAGUAUCAACGUGACCAACAAGCUGAAAGAACGAUUCUACCACGAAUACGUGCCGGAACUACUCGACGGCCUACAAGACCUCAACGAAACGCGUGUCGCGAAGCUGAAUGGGCUGUGGUCGCUCGCCGCACAGCUGGAGAAGGGCUCGCUCUCGAAGAGUACCGACCAUAUGACGAACCUGAUCAACGAAAUCCCUCGCAACCUCCCCCAUCUCGACUCACUCAUGUUUGUCCGCCACAACGCCACACAGUCGCAAGAGCCUGCCAACGUGGUAUUCGAGCCGAGUCCGAUCUGGCACGACGACGAGGCGCUCAUCACCGACGAGGCCGCCAAGGUCUUCCUGCGCAAUCUGCUGAGCAAGAGCAAGACACAGGUUCGGGAACUGCGGGUGGAGACGGAUCAGAAGCGGCGCGAGGUGGAGGCCGCCAAACGGGUGCGCGAGGGCAUCCAGCAGGGCAAGGACAAGCGCAGCGAGGUGGAUGUCGUGCGGUCCAUCUUCCACCAGCAAGAGGCGUUGCACGAGGUGGAUCGCCGGCGACUGACGGCGGAGGUGGAAACGUCGACCAUCAUGUCGGUGGUGGGCGAUCUAUCGCUGGGGGCGCGCAACCACAACUUCAAGUCGCAGACGUUCAAGAUCCCCACCAACUGCGACCUGUGCGGUGAGCGCAUCUGGGGGCUGUCGGCCAAGGGCUUCGACUGCCGCGACUGCGGCUACACGUGCCACAGCAAGUGUGAGAUGAAGGUGCCGGCGGAAUGUCCGGGCGAGCAAUCCAAGGAGGAGAAGAAGAAGCUCAAGGCCGAGCGACAGGAGCAGGCCAACGCGGCCCCGGCGCCGCUGGACCUGGAGCCGUCCACGACCUCGUCGACCGCCCCGUCCCUCACCCGGAAGGACACCAUGAACUCGUUGAGCUCGGGCUACGCCGUCAGCGCCAACCGGACGCUGUCCAACGCCACCAGCCAAUCUCCGCCGGCGGAACUCCCCACGCCCGUUGCUGAGACCAAACCGGCUGCCCGGAGGAAUCGCAUCCUGGCACCGCCCCCAACACAGUACGUCCACCCACCCAGUGAGUCCCCGAGCUCCAAGCCCGGCGAGACGCGGGGCAAGAUGAUGUACGCGUAUCAGGCCGGUGGUCCCGACGAAGUGACCGUACAAGAGGACGACCUUGUGGCCAUUGUAGAACCAGAUGAUGGCUCCGGCUGGAUGCGCGUCCGCAUCGGCAGCGAAGAAGGCCUCGUCCCCGCGGCCUACGUCGAGCCCGCACCGGCCGCCUCCGCCUCCCCGGCCCCCUCCCCAAGCCCGGGCUUCACAGCCGAGCGCCCCGGAUCAACAUACUCGAACUCAUCAGCGUCGCUAGGCGGCGGCGCCGGCAAGCGCAUCGGGCCGGCGGUGGCUCCGCGGCGUGGCGCCAAGAAAGUGCAGUACGUGGAGGCGCUGUACGACUAUGAGGCGCGCAGCGACAUGGAGUGGAGCAUGGUGGAGGGCGAGCGGUUCGUGGUGGUGAAUCGCGACGGCGGGGAUGGCUGGGCGGAUGUCGAGAGGGGGGGUGUCACGAAGAGCGUGCCGGCGAAUUAUAUCCAGGAGGUGUGAUUGUCCUGAUCCUGACUUGACUGGCGUGUAUCUCUAUCGGGGAUGUACCUAGGCAUCUAGCUGGUGUGGACGGGGUGGACGGGGUGGAUGGGUGGAUUCGUUUUGCAUCGGAGCAUGGGAUGGCGGCUUGGUUUGGUUUGGCUUGCCUUGGCUUUUGGGUAUUGUUAGUAGUGAGUGGGAGGAGAUUGUACAUAGG
Aspergillus heteromorphus CBS 117.55 is the source of this 2456-nucleotide messenger RNA. RefSeq names its product putative actin polymerization protein Bzz1. The record is from RefSeq and is a predicted model, not a curated record. Gene Ontology annotation, biological process: regulation of actin filament polymerization. The transcript is spliced from 6 exons. Gene Ontology annotation, molecular function: protein binding. Bases 59 to 2260 code for a protein of 733 amino acids. NCBI's taxonomy places the organism in Eukaryota, Fungi, Ascomycota, Eurotiomycetes, Eurotiales, Aspergillaceae.